CCGUUAUCUGUCAGACUCUUACAAUUUUUUUUCUCUCUCUCUCUCUCCAGAGACUGAGACUACAAUGGCAUUGUGUGCCCCUACACACAACCUUUCUCUCAUCCCAUCCAAAAGCCAUGCAAGAACUAGAAGAGCAAGAAGUAGACUCUCUGGGGUGGUUCAGAUAGUGGCGGUGUAUGAUGUGGCUGGCAGGAAAGGUGGACAAGAGGCGGCGCCGUACGAAGAAGGACAACUCGACCGCCCCAAGUGGGUUGGUGCCACUCCUCUCUCUCGUCUCGUGGGAGCUCUUAUUUCCUUCAAGCCUCUCUACUCUCUGCUCAAGCUCGGUGCCAGACAAGUCCUUAUCAGUACAGCUGAGAAGAAGAAUAUUCCAUGGGGGGAAAUGACGAGGGAGAUUCUGGAAUCAGAUGUAUACAUGGAAUUGGAGAGCAUUCAAAACCUAUCACUUGUAUACCCCGAGUAUUAUUUGAAUCCUUUCCAUGCAUAUGAUGAGGGCAACCUUUCAUGGCUGGCUGCUGCAGAAGCAGAGGCUGCAACCAUGUCAAUGACAAGACGAGCAAUACCUUAUGCUUCAUCAUUAGAUGAAGCUAAUAAAAUAGUACGUGGAAAUUGGCUUCAAGCGAUUGAGCAACAUCAUCUGCAGUAUUCUGGAAAUUCCAUGAUCAGGGACAUUCUAGAUAUUGGAUGCUCUGUAGGUGUCAGCACAGGAUAUCUGGCUGACAAGUUUCCAUCGGCUAAAGUCACUGGUCUAGAUUUGUCACCUUACUUUCUUGCUGUAGCUCAAUUUAAGGAAAAGAAAAGAUCCCCAAGAGAGAAUCCAAUUAGCUGGAUUCAUGCAAAUGGGGAAGACACAUACUUGCCUUCCAACUCAUUUGACAUUCUUUCCAUUGCUUAUGUGCUUCAUGAAUGUCCUGAAAGAGCAAUAGUGAAUUUAGUGAAGGAAGCAUUCCGUCUCCUUCGACCUGGAGGCACAGUUUCUGUGACAGAUAAUUCGCCAAAGUCAAAGAUCCUUCAGGAAUUGUCUCCGGUUCUGUUCACAUUGAUGAAGAGCACUGAACCAUUUUUAGAUGAAUACUACCUGACUGAUCUUGAAGGAACAAUGAGAGAAGCUGGCUUUGUGAAUAUAAGAACGAUUUUGACAGACCCAAGACACAGGACAUUGACUGCCACGGUGCCUCAUUAACUCGUCAUACAAUGACCCAACUGAGAAAACCAUUGGUUACAAGUGCCACAAUUUAGAACCACAAAUAUACAAAGUUUGUCAUCAUGGAAAUAUAUGUUAAAUAACCACUUCUUUUAUUAUUAUUUUUUUAAAUCAUUAAAAUCGUCAUUUAUUCUCAAA
Molecule: messenger RNA, 1342 nt
Organism: Alnus glutinosa
Lineage: Eukaryota; Viridiplantae; Streptophyta; Magnoliopsida; Fagales; Betulaceae
Exons: 8
Coding region: 65-1183 (372 amino acids)
Molecular function (GO): S-adenosylmethionine-dependent methyltransferase activity
Source: RefSeq, a predicted model, not a curated record